GGAAGCCAUGGUCCUUGCAAGCAACGCAGUCUUGUUGCGCUUCCAAAAUUUCACAGGAAAACAACAGAAAUUUUGUUAAGAACAAUGGAUUUAGACUUUUCGAGGAGUAGGUGAAUCAAAAAACGAAAAUUGCGAAAGAAUUGGUUCAAUAUCCAGUUGGCAUAGUAUGAAGUUGUGUCGGUGGAAGAAAGGAGAAACGCUGCAGUUGGUAACGCCACUGUCGCGUUGCCUGAUGGGCCUCCUCCUCCUCAUCCCAUAGAGUUGGACUGGCGACGCCUCCAUUUCCUCACCUCGGCUGUGUACUUGCACCAAUCUGCAGGACCUGUCCUGCCUCCCUUUGCAGUCGCCGUGAGGACCCAGCUCGGAUGCGUAUGUUGCUGAGCCCAGCUCGCACCUCAUUGCGAAGUGGUGGUGGCCUUCAUUCCUCACGUCUCCUCGUGAGACUGAGACGGGCGCGCCAGUACAUGGGGGCAUGCAAGGAGUGCGGUUUUGGUUUGUAUUUGGGGUUUCGAGGUUCGGGUCUCGGAUGCGGUGAUCAGAAGUGGCGCCUGCCGGAGUUGGUAAUGGGAUGGGUAUGAGGACAUGGAUUGGGAGUGUGGGAUGCAGAGCAGGUUCAGGGGAGAGAAUUCGGAGGCUUUUCGUCCAUUCGGUGUGGAUAGUGAGAAGAGUUUUCUGAGGUAGUUUUCUGCUUCUUUUUCUUCGUAUGGAGGUCCAAUCGGGGAGCUCUUGCAUUUUGGGUUUUAAUCGAAAGUUGGUAGCGCAGAGUUUCGGUUCGGAUGGAUCGUGGCGAUGGAUUUAGAUCAGUGCCGCAGUUGUUGCAUUCCACGCAUGGGUAUCGAGGCUCUAUAGUGUAGUACCCGGAGAAUCGAAGUGCGAGCGUGAGGGUAAGGUGGUGUUGAGAGUUAGGACAUUAGUCAGACCACUGUAAUGGCGGCAGCAAAGCCCUCUGUAAGAUCCCGGAACCUCGGUCCAUCGUCCAGGGCGCCACCUCCACCGAAUGGGAGGUCUACUUAUGAUGCUUACCGCGAUGAGCAGGAAAGAGAUUAUGGGAAGAAGGAUGUCAGUUCAAAGUGCUCCGCAGACCCUUACAAAGGACAAUCCUUGGGCGAGAAGGACAUUCGGAGGAUGUGUGAGGAGCUCAUGGACUUGCAGAAGAUACAUCAAGACGACAUGAGAAAAAGUGUGUUUCAAAAUUACACUGUAUUUAUCAGUACAUCGAAAGAAAUUUCAGACCUAGAGGGCGAGAUCACGGCCAUGAGUAAUUUACUCCACUCCCAGGCAGCUCUGGUCCGCACUGUAGCUAAAAGUGCGGCUUCAAUACUGUUAACCUCGUCUGGUGGCACUCUUGCAAAGGACUAUCACCAAGACGACUCAGAACUCACAGAUGCGGUGAAGCGAACAGAACUUCUCCCGGAUAUGUUGGACAUGCUCCUGGCAGAAAGGAAGGUGGAUGAAGCACUUGCUUUGCUUGGUGAAGGUGAGUCUCUGGUGUCAGAGUUCGUCGAUGGAAACGGCGGAGCUGAGGGUUUGAAUGAAUAUGUUAUCAAGCAGUUAGAAAAUGCUUUGGCAGAGCGUAAAGCAAGGUUGGCUGCUUAUUUAUCCGAAGCAGUGCAACAACCUACUGUCAGAGGAUUGGAGCUCAGGUCUGCAAUUUCUGCUUUAAACAAAUUAGGUGAUGGGUCCAGGGCACACACGCUCUUGUUGCAAUCCCACGAGGAUAGGUUGAAGCACAACAUGAAUUCUCUGCGACAGAGCGGAGCCUCUUACGGAGGUGUUUACACAACUGCCGUUUCACAGUUGGUCUUUUCUGCUAUAGCUCAGGCUUCAAGGGAUUCAGCGACUGUGUUUGGUGAGUUACCUUCAUAUGCCUCUGAGCUGGUCCUCUGGGCGAGGCAGAUUACUGAAAUGUGCGCUGCUGUUAUCAAACGAAAUGUGUUGCUGACAUCUGCAGCAGCCGGGGGACUGCGAGCAGCUGUUGAAUGUGCUCAAAUUGCUUUUGGACAUUGUGCAUUGCUGGAAGAUCGGGGAUUGACACUGUGUCCUACGCUCUCGAAGCUCAUACGACCCAGUGUAGAACAGGCCACGAAAGCGAAUUUGAUGAGCAUAAUUGAAAGUGUGGACUCAUUGGCUGUAGCUGACAGCUGGACUGUGGAUACUUCCCCUCAACGGGGAUUACGAGGAUCAAAUAUCACAUUGACCACCAGUGGCCAUCGUUUCUUAUACCUGGUGCAGGAUUUUCUGGAAGAUAUGCCACCUCUUGUCAGCAUUCAGUUGGGAGGAGCAGCCCUUGAGGGUGUAGCUGCUAUUUUCGAGCAAUAUAUCGAUAUUCUUAUUAAGGCACUCCCUGGCCAAGAGCACGAGGAGGAAGGCAAACGGAAGGUUCGGGUGGCUUCUAACGAGGAACAGCAGUUGUUACUACUGGGAAAUGCUACAAGUCUUGCUGACGAGAUCGUGGCAAUCGCAGCUUCUCAAAUUUUUCCAGGUGGCUCACAAGUUUUAGAUUACAAGGCUCCCCGCUCCACUACAGUGGCAGCCCGGUCACCUGAACUCAAAGACCUGCGGCGCCUGCUUCAGACUCACGUGGAGAAACUAAAAUUUUAUCUCUGCAAUGAAAUAAUUAUAGGCUUAUGUUAUGAUGAGUAUGGAAGCAAGCUAAGUGCAGCAACUUAUUUCCAGAUUGAUUCCGACAUGCCCAGAUGGCAGGAUGGCCCCAUGCCAACAGCGCUUUUCCAGUCCUUGUUUCACAAGCUUAUAUCUAUCCAGCAAAUAGCUGGGGAUGUGCUAGCUGGGAAGGAGCGGGUGACACAGCUGUUCCUCAUACGUCUUACUGAGACGUUUGUAAAAGCAUUGAGCACUAGUCCCGAACUUUGGGAGAUGAUUGAAGAGGAGCCAGGCAACCUAGGACCUCUUGGCUUUCAGCAAUUUCUUCUGGACAUGCAGUUCCUUGCUCUGGUUGCAAAGAAUGCGGGAUUUUUGUCAAGGAAUGUGAAUCAAGCCAUCUCGCAGGAAGAGGAGCGAAUGAAGGAAACAUAUAUUAUCGGUGGUGCUGACCUUGAGAGUGUCUUGCCGGAUCCCGAAUGGCUACAGGGUGCAGUCCUCGACAAUUUCAACAAUCUUAUGGAUCAGUGGAGAGACAGGAUUGGUUUUGCACCUCGGGAUGUCAGUGAUAUUCAGUCUGUGUCAUCAAUGCGUUCAGAAUGAGGUGUAAGGACUGAGAAAGUCCAAGUCUAUGUACUCGCGUACAUAUAAUCACGUCUCCUGAGUCUCGAAGACGGCGCUCCUGGAGGCUUGUUUCGAUGACCAUCAGAUACAAUUCACUUCUGGUAUCAGUGCAUCUUUGCUGCCGUAAAGCUUCGGAAUGAGUAGAGAUGGAAUUCCUUGGUAUUGCUGGAAGAAGGAUUAAGAAACUAAACGCGAAAGACGUUGUAGGCAUUCGCUUUCAUGUCUUAAAAGCUCAAGUCUUUGCUGCCAUCACUCCUUAAUUGUGAACACCAGAAAAGUGCUCUGAUGGUCGAUUCUUUAUCCUUCUCUUUAAGGUUAGCUAUUGGAUGGUCAGGUUUGAUGUUGGUAUCAAUAGAAAGUACUUUUUCGCCACUCGGGUGAGAUGUUCGUGGCGCGGAGGACUACAAGGAGUGGCGAAAGGGGCUCAAGAUACUCUAAAUUCCUCACCGUACAUUGAUGGUCUAGUAAGUUCUCCAGCAUUUCCUGCAAUUAGGCAGUACCAACUUCUAAAAGUAUUCGUAUGAUGGAAACACUGUCGUGUUCACAUGAUUGCAUGGUAUAACUUACGUUGUUUAUUUACACCUAAGUUUCAUUCUUCUGCUUUUCUGCGGCAGGCUGUCAGGAGAACUAUACACACAAGCUCUUCCAUGUCUCUGUAGAGAAGUUUGCGCUACUAGUAUGUGUUUAUUCAGUAACAGUGACCCACAUGUGCAUAAGUCAUUUCAAUGCUUAUCUACGUACCAUCAAUUUCUACAUGCAUUAGAGUUAGUGAACUACAGCUUGACUGUUAGUAGGUUGUAAGGGUCUACAUUCCGUGCCUAGAUGAGGUAACUACAACACAAGAAUGCUGUAUCACGUAAUGAAUUAUUUAACUCAUUUGCAAAUGAACUUGUUGUUGUAACUAGAGUUUUGAGAUGUUCCAAUCUAUACGCUUAUGUCAAGUGAAGUUAAGUCAUUACUCUUCUUUACGAGAGACUAGCAAACUAGUGACUUGGAAGUUUCAAAAGUUUCGGAAGCAGGGAUUCUACUCGUUUCGAACAUAGGCGAUAUUUUAAAGAAAACUUAUUGAUUGAUUGGUAUUAGGAGCUUAGCUGUACUGUUCAAAAAUCAAUAUUCAUUCAUUUUGAAAAUAAUAAAGUUUAGCUUGA
Molecule: messenger RNA, 4370 nt
Organism: Physcomitrium patens
Lineage: Eukaryota; Viridiplantae; Streptophyta; Bryopsida; Funariales; Funariaceae
Source: RefSeq, a predicted model, not a curated record